GCAAGACAACACUUGCUAAAGUGCUUGAACGACAUCUCACAAGCAAAGGUCACACAGUUAAAUACAUCACGCUUGCUCAUUGGAAAAGAACUGAAUUUCCUGAUCUCCUACAUAAUAAUGAUGCCUUUGAUGCAUUUUGGAAAAAUGAAAUUCAGUGCACAUGGUCUGAAUGCACCAAAAGCAAGGAUCCAAUAUUUAUCCUCAUUGACGAAGCUCAGGUACUCUAUAAUGGCAAUGGGUCUUUGGAUUUCUGGACUCAAAUAAAAUAUUUUACUGACCAUCCAAAAAAUGGCUUACAUGUACUCCUACUGAGUAUGUAUGAGAGUCAAAACGCAGGAAGCGCUAUCCUUAAUGACAGUUAUACCCCAAUUGACUUCAUUAAUCCAAUGGGAUUAGAUGAAUUGCACCUAAAUGAAAAUGAGUUUAAGGAUCUAACAAGCAAAUUCAUUGAAUAUAUUGAUAAAGAAGAAGACACUUUCAUUAUGCCUGAUGAUAUGCUCAAGUCUGUCUACAGUUCAACUCGCAGACACCCCCACCUAAGAAUGAGAGUGUUUGAUUGGAUGACAAAUUGGAAGCCAACUGAAGUUGUAGUUGAUACCAUUUUUCUGAAAAUGGCAUAUGAUAUGGUUGAUGAUGAUUCAACAUUUGUUGUAGAUACAAAGACUGCUGAGAUGCAGGAAGCUCUUAGAAGGCUCAUGCAUUCUGGCUUAGUAACUUAUUCAGGCAGAAGCUGGUUACAGUUUGCAGCCCCAGUUGUCCAAAUCAUCAUGGGCCAGCACCUUUAUGCCCCAUCAUUAACUUUGGAGUCAGAUGUAAGCUUUGAAGCUUUUCUACAAACCAGCAUCAAACAUAUGCGACCCUCAGAAUUGCACAAAUCUCUUAGCUAUGGAAUAGACAGUCAGCUACUUGAGAGAGCUUGGCAGAAAGCGUGGUUGAUGGCUGCAAGCACAGCCAUUCCAAGUGGUCACACAAUCAGUCCUGAUGUUGGCAGAAUAUUUGGUUCAUCUGGAUUUCUUGAUUUCUAUAUCAAUGGGGGACUCAAAUGGGAAGUUGAGUUAAUGCAAGAGGGUCGAAGGAUGGGUGAUCAUGUUGACUGCUUUAGGUCAACUGGUAGGCCAAAUUCCAAGAAGUUGGAUCCGAAUGUUUGGUAUGCUUUAUAUGCGGAUGACUAUAGUACUAUGACUAUCAUUCGACAUGGCAAGGACGAGAUGUUACUUACCUUACGCGGUGAUGAUCCCCAGCUGUUUCCUAAAAAUCGAUAA
Molecule: messenger RNA, 1262 nt
Organism: Paraglomus occultum
Lineage: Eukaryota; Fungi; Glomeromycota; Glomeromycetes; Paraglomerales; Paraglomeraceae
Source: the annotation of a GenBank genome assembly